Anolis carolinensis (green anole) is the source of this 4316-nucleotide messenger RNA. RefSeq names its product beta-1,4-galactosyltransferase 5 (gene b4galt5). NCBI's taxonomy places the organism in Eukaryota, Metazoa, Chordata, Lepidosauria, Squamata, Anolidae. The record is from RefSeq and is a predicted model, not a curated record. The transcript has 9 exons. Gene Ontology annotation, molecular function: UDP-galactose:glucosylceramide beta-1,4-galactosyltransferase activity. Gene Ontology annotation, biological process: carbohydrate metabolic process. The coding region runs from base 229 to 1404 and encodes 391 amino acids. Gene Ontology annotation, cellular component: Golgi apparatus.
AGGAGGGGAAGGAGGAGGGGGAGGGCGAGGGCGGCUCUCAUUCGCUUCGCUCCUCUGCUCUUCUCCGGCAGCGCAGCGGCGUCCCCGCAUUCAUGCAGCCGAGGCGCCGGACGCGGGGCGGCGGGGGCACGCAAGAGAGGCCGGAGCGGAGGGCGUGAGGAGCGGGGCAGCCAGAGCUGAGGCAGGCAGGCAGGCCCGGAGUGGGUGGAAGCGCCGCCUGGACGGACCAUGCGGUGGAAGCGGAGCCCCCGGAGGCCCUGGCGGCUUCCCCGGCGCUCGCUGGUGGCCGCCCUUUUCUUCUUCUCGCUCUCUUCGUCCUUCCUCUACUUCGUCUAUGUGGCGCCCGGCAUCGUGAACACCUACCUCUUCAUGAUGCAAGCUCAAGGCAUCAUGAUACGUGAAAACAUGAGAACAAUAGGAGCUCAGGUUUAUGAACAGGUGGUCCGCAGUGCCUAUGCCAAGAGGAACAGCAGUGGGAAUGACUCAGAUUAUCCUCUUGAUUUGAACCACAAUGAAACAUUUCUGCAAACAACAACUUUUCUUCCUGAAGAUUUUACCUAUUUUCCAAACCAUACCUGCCCUGAAAGACUCCCUUCUAUGAAGGGUCCUAUUGAUGUAAAUAUGAGUGAAAUCAGUAUGGAAGAGAUUCACCAGUUCUUCUCUCAAGACCCUACAAUCAAACUCGGAGGCCACUGGAAACCCAAUGACUGUCUGCCUCGUUGGAAGGUGGCAAUCCUUGUUCCAUUCCGUAAUCGUUAUGAGCAUCUGCCAGUCCUCUUUAGACAUCUUAUUCCAAUGUUACAGCACCAACGUUUACAAUUUGCAUUUUAUAUUAUUGAACAAGCUGGUAACCAACCUUUUAACCGUGCCAUGCUCUUCAAUGUUGGCUUUCGGGAAGCAAUGAAAGACCUGGACUGGGAUUGUCUGAUUUUUCAUGAUGUGGACCAUAUACCUGAAAAUGACCGUAACUAUUAUGGAUGUGGGCUGAUGCCAAGACAUUUUGCAGCAAAGCUGGAUAAAUAUAUGUAUCUGCUUCCUUACAAUGAGUUCUUUGGAGGAGUAAGUGGCUUAACGGUGGAACAAUUCAAAAAAAUCAAUGGUUUUCCAAAUGCCUUCUGGGGCUGGGGCGGAGAGGAUGAUGACCUUUGGAACAGGGUGCACUAUGCAGGUUACUUGGUGACUCGGCCAGAAGGAGAUACUGGGAAAUACAAGUCAAUUCCUCAUCACCAUAGAGGUGAAGUGCAGUUCUUAGGAAGGUAUGCACUGCUGAGAAAGUCCAAAGAGAGGCAAGAACUGGAUGGCCUCAAUAACUUAAACUACUUUCCAAAUAUUACAUAUGACGCCUUGUAUAAAAACAUUACUGUCAACCUGACACCAGAGCUGGCUCUGGUAAAUGAAUACUAAGAAUAUGAGAAGAGGAAAACAGGUUCAAAGAUUGUUUUGUAAAUGUCUGCUGGACAAGAAAAAUCUUGUGUCUAAUGAAGGAUCACAGUAUUUUGAAGAAUAAUACUCAAAAGCACGCACACAGUUCGCCGGACUAUAGAGCCAUUCAGACUGUGCAGCGAGCUCAGACUUCACUUGCUCGUUGAUUUCUUUUUUAAAAGAAGGAUGGUGUGACCUGCUGCUUCUGUCCCAGCAUUUCAUCUCCCUAAACAACACCGAACUGUGAUCAAAUGUGCUGUUUUGCUCAUAAAACCAGUUUGGUUGAAAAGGACCGUUUGGGCUUCUUGAUGCUGGAAGUGUCCUGUAGACAAUGGCCCGAAUGGGAGAUGAACUGCUAUCUAACAAUGAUAUCAUUCUCUACAUUUGUGUUUAUAUUGGUUUUUUAAUUGACCUGCUUGAAGAAGAAUAUAUAUAUAUACACACAGACAACAAAAAUCGCUUCUUAAAGAAGUGUAGGUGUAAAUAAGCUGUAUAAAUUGCUUUCCUUUCUUUUUUAAAAAACUUCUUUUACAAUUCAAAACCGAAGUUGAAGGUUUACAAUUUAAGAUAACUCAAGCAAGCCUCCCACAGUACAAGCACUUCAGUCUAUCAUGAUGACACUCAUGUCAGUAAUUCUCUUCAGGGCUACUUGCCUGAUUGUUACCAGAAUUGGGACUCUGUCAGGUUGUAAAAUGUAACAAAUGGAAGCCAUAGCAGUGCAUUUGGGAGAAGUGGGGAACUCCCCCCUUAGGGAGUAGGAAUUCCAUUCACAAAAGAAAUGACACUAAUUUUGGUCACUUGGAAAUCCAUAUAGCUUUUUUAUAUCUUUCCCCAUCACAUUCUGCCAGAUAUCCCAUAAUGGUAAUUAAAAAUCUAAGAGAAUGUCUUCAACUGAGCUUUAUAUUCAUAAAGGACAGAUUCUCUAAAAAUAUUAUCCAAAAAGUAUCUGCUCAAUCUUUUAUUUUUCAUGCUGUCUGUUUGGUCUUAAGUUCGCAAAUUAUUCAGCUUGUCUUUGGAAAAAAGGCUACAGUGAUUCCUGUAGCUUGGCUGUUGAAAUAGGGAAGGUUAUAAAUAGUAUUUUGAUAUAUUUAUUGUGUAAAUGAAAACCUGCAUUCAACUAAUAUAGGUUAAAAUUAUAGGUUGGAGCUCUUGGUUAUGAUUGUUAGCCAGAGAAAAGUUGCACAAGUUAGAGAUACUGGGACAAAUAUAUCAGACUCCAAAUCAUAAUUAAAAGAAUGAAGGGCAUUGAGAUUUGUUAAAGGGAAAAAAAACUAAGUAUAGGACAGAAGUGCUUGUUCCAUAUCCUCCAUCCAGUUUCAGAGAUCCAGCUCUUGUUUGAAACUGUCAUCUUAGAUGUGUGCCUUUUUUGUUCUAUUUUGUUUGUUUUUCCUGGUUUUAAACCAACCUGUUUAUAUAGUAUGUACAAACUUUUUUUUUUUUGCUAGAGCCUGUAACUCUGGUCAAUGUCUGUUUGGAUUGCUCUUUAAGAUAUAUAUAUAUAUAUUUAUAGACACAGAUUGUGAGUACUUAAUGUGAGGAGUACUUCAAUUUCUUUUGCAUUGUUGCCUUCAAAUUCUGUAAUUUGCAUAGUUUACACGUAGUUUUCUGGGUUCUAUGGAUGUAUGACCCCCCAUAUACAUCUGUCAUGGGUGCGACUAGCCAGACCUAUUUUCUUGUUUGUCAAAUGAGUAAUAGAAGUGUGUGUGUGUAUUGGUGUGUGUGCGUGCGUAUCUUAUCAGCCCAUAUGAAAGAGCAGAAGAUCUGCUCUUGAGAAUGCUGGUAAGUAUGCUUUAAAAUACUUCAUAAGGGAACCUUUCAUGGCUGCUGCAGAGGUAAGGAUUUAUGUCUUUUUUUGUUUCUUAAUGGCACAUAUAGCAAUAAAGACUUUGAUUUUUUUGUUCUUUUUUCAUACAUGGAUAACACAUGCUUUCUCAUUCCUUAACCCCAGAAAGCUGUUGCAAACCAAUGUUUUUUUUAUUUUAUUUAAUGGUGCUUCAGAUGAGGAAUGUAUUUCAAAUUGUCUGAAUUCACCAUCUCAUGCACAUAUAUCCAGGCAGACAUUGGGCUGUAUGGCAGUUCAGAUUCUCAGGCUUUCACAAUAGGUGGCUAUUCUUCUACUAGGCUUUGUCUUCUUGAAUGAGAAAAGGAAUUACCUCUGCUCAGGAAUGCACUUGUUAAAAGAUUGACAUGAAAGGGUCCAUUUCACUUCUUAAUCAAUGGCUUUUGGUUUAUUUUGCUUUUUAACCAAUCACGUUCCUUCCCCCCCCCCCUCUUGAAAAAUAAGGAAUAUCUUUAAAAUGUGCACUGUUAACUCUUAUCAGCUAAGUCAAAUAAUGUAUAGCAAAUGUAACUGUUGAAAACAUAAUUGUCAAGCGCAUGUGAUGUUAUGACGUUUUUUAAAAAAUCAUUAAAAAACUGUAUAUUGGCAGCUGAAAUUUCAACAAGGCCACUGCUCCCCAUCUCCAUCAGCACUGUCAGCUAUCACUGCUAAGGGGCAGAACACUAUGAUAAAAUGCGUAUGUUUUUGUAUGAGCCAUGUGGGUCUUUAUUUGCUAAAACAAUUGUUUCAAAUCGACUACUUUUUGUAAAAGCUCCUUCAGUGAGUUUACCAACUGAGCAACCGCCGUGCAUUUCCAAAUGCCUACUGUCAAAGAUACCAUUAAAUUAUAUGUAACUUUUAUUCUGUUGUUUUGAGCUUGCUCUUAUGGUUUUCUAUGAGGUGCCAGGAGUACAUUUUUGCACUGAAAUCUAGUGUUUUAAAACACACACAAUUUUCAGCGAAGCAAUCCUUUGUGUCAUUACAUUUAUUUACCUAUGUGUUUGUACAUUUUUGUAUUUGUUAAUUUAUGAAUGAUUUUUUUUCAGUAAAAGGAAUACAUAUUCAAGAACCAGGA